AGUUCAAUCAAAUAAGAUAUAGAGAUCAAAGAUUGUGGAUGAAAUGGGAUGUCUAAGAAUUGUGGUGGUUUUGGCCCUCCUGUGGUCAGUGUUGGUAGAAUGCAGAGGCAAUACCCGUCAUUAUAAGUUCAAUGUGGUGAUGAGAAAUAUAACAAGAAUAUGCUCAACUAAGUCUACUGUAACAGUAAAUGGAAAAUUUCCUGGUCCAACUAUUUAUGCUAGGGAAGAUGAUACCCUACUUAUAAAGGUCGUCAACCAAGUUCACUAUAAUCUCACCAUCCACUGGCAUGGUGUGAAACAAAUUCGAACGUGUUGGGCCGAUGGGCCGGCUUAUAUAGCGCAAUGUCCAAUACAGCCAGGAAAAAGCUAUGUAUACAAUUUUACAGUGACAGAGCAGAGAGGAACACUAUUUUGGCAUGCACACAUACUCUGGCUCAGGGCCACUAUCCAUGGUGCUAUCGUUAUCCUCCCUAAGCUUGACUCGCCCUACCCCUUUCCAAAGCCCCAACAAGAAGUUGUCAUCAUUUUAGGUGAAUGGUGGAAAUCAGAUGUUGAAGCCGUAAUUGAUGAAGCAACAAUAUCAGGUUUGUCACCUAAUAUUUCUGAUGCUUACACUAUCAAUGGCCUUCCUGGUCCUGUCUCUACCUGCUUAUCACAAGAAGGAUACAAUUUCCUAGUGGAGCCAGGCAAGAAGUACCUACUGAGAAUCAUCAAUGCUGCACUGAAUGAAGAACUUUUCUUUAAGAUCGCUGGCCACAACCUCACUGUGGUAGAAGUAGAUGCUUCCUAUGUUAAACCCUUUGAAACUGAGACAAUAUUAGCAGCUCCAGGCCAAACUACAAAUGUCAUUUUAUCAGCUAAUCUUGAAAGUGGAAAAUACUUGAUGGUAACAUCACCAUACAUGAAUUCUCCUAUCUUAGUCGAUAACAAGACUGCUACUGCAACUUUACAAUAUGUAGGCACAAACAUUUCUUCCACCACAUUCACUGUGCCACAGCCUAAAAACGCCACAGCUGUCGCGAUAAAAUAUAUGGACUCUCUCAGAAGCUUGAAUUCGAAAAAGUAUCCAGCAAAAGUCCCAAUGAAAAUUGAUCAUUCCCUUUUUUUCACCAUUAGUCUUGGACUCAACCCUUGUGAAUCAUGUUACAGAGGAUUUCGACUCGUGGCAGCUAUAAAUAAUGUCACAUUUGUUAUGCCAAGUGUGUCACUACUUAAUGCACAUUUUUUUAACAAAACUGGAGUGUUUACUGAUGAUUUUCCUAGAAAUCCACCAUAUGCUUUUGACUAUACAGGGAUUCCACCAAAAAAUUUGAGGACAAUGGAAGGGACUAGGCUUUAUAGACUUGAUUAUAAUUCUAAUGUUCAAUUAAUAAUGCAAGAUACAGGAUUGUUGAGUCCUGAAAAUCAUCCUAUGCAUUUACAUGGCUUCAACUUUUUUGUGGUUGGAAGAGGCAGAGGUAAUUUUGAUCCAAAAGAAGACCCUAAAAAGUUCAACCUUGAUGAUCCUGUUGAGAGGAACACCAUAAAUGCCCCUUCUGGUGGUUGGGUUGCUAUAAGGUUCAAAGCAAAUAAUCCUGGGGUUUGGUUUUUACAUUGCCAUUUGGAGGUGCACACAACGUGGGGACUUAAGAUGGCUUUUGUGGUAGAUAAUGGAAAUGAUCCUAAUGAAUCUCUUUUACCUCCUCCCAAAGAUCUACCAAAAUGUUAAAGAGUUCCUAUUACUUAUUUGUGUAUAUUUUUCAGAGUAAAUCUACUGGUAUGAGUUGUCUGAGCAAGCCAAAAGAGCUGCUAUGAGUAAAUAGUUUGCUUCUUUAAAAAGAAAUGUUUGUAAUAUUACUAGGGGACAAGUUUGUUAUUAUAUGAAUUUAUU
Messenger RNA from Lycium barbarum (goji berry), 1870 nucleotides. Its product is annotated as laccase-4-like. Gene Ontology annotation, molecular function: copper ion binding; hydroquinone:oxygen oxidoreductase activity. Gene Ontology annotation, cellular component: apoplast. Gene Ontology annotation, biological process: lignin catabolic process. The record is from RefSeq and is a predicted model, not a curated record. The transcript is spliced from 6 exons. Lineage: Eukaryota; Viridiplantae; Streptophyta; Magnoliopsida; Solanales; Solanaceae. The coding region runs from base 44 to 1708 and encodes 554 amino acids.